AUGAAGCUCUUCAACGUUGCAUCUUACAGCAUUGUAGAUCCACAUCAUGAUUCGGAAAGUCUCAUCACAAAAGCAGUCAUCAAUAUCGAAGUUAUGGCGAAGCCAGUUAAUAUGAAAGCUCUCUAUCUUAUUAUCCCCGCGAUGAGACAGGAACCUGUCCAAAAGGACUCAUCAACUCCAACCGCUUACUACAGGUGGAUAUGUUCAUAUCCGAAAGUUCCUUAA
Molecule: messenger RNA, 225 nt
Organism: Prunus armeniaca (apricot)
Lineage: Eukaryota; Viridiplantae; Streptophyta; Magnoliopsida; Rosales; Rosaceae
Source: the annotation of a GenBank genome assembly